GUCGCAUGAAAGUCCGGCUGCGGGAAUUUACCAGCAACAUAAAGAAGGACCAAAACGUAUUUGUAGUAAAGGAAAGGGUGGAGUAUCUUCGCCAGGUCAUAGCACGGACCAAUCAAGAAGUCCAUCGGAUGUCACUGAUAGAAGAUAUGGUCUGGUCGCAAUGCCAGCACAUAGACAUAAACGACAACAUGUUCCAGAAUACCGGACAGCUGACAACAGCUCAAUUCGAAGCUUGCUACGGUUUAAGGCUACAGGAAGCCGAAGCAAUUGUAUUUUACGCGCUUGACCAAGACCCUGUCACCUUUAAACCAACGGAGCUAGGCCACCUUUUUAGUUGGAUCUAUCAACUGAUUGAUCAGUUUGUACAAUGGAGAUAUUUGGCUUUCAACCUAUGGUUCCGUAAGCAAUGGAGAUCCGCCAAAUGGAGGCAGGAGGGCGGCAUCCAACUCGAUAGUAUUUAUUACCAAGUUAUUGCCGAAGUUUUCAAGAUCGUGAAUCGAAUUCAGGCGAACGAGCCGUUGACGGAAGCAGUCAUGGCUCCGUUUAAAAGAAUGGCGAAUCUUUUCCUUGCUUUCGUCGACCUAUUACAAUGGAACAUUUUUCCAAAACCGAUAUGGGACAUUGCAUUUAAGGAAAAGGAUUUUGGCGAAGCAGGGUUUCCGGCCACCAUGCCCGCAGAAUAUAGCGGCGCCGCGAGACCUGUCCUUCUUCCCGGGAUGAUCAUAAUAUCUCCGCCGAUAAUCCCAAACCCCAGGCCUCGACUUCAGUUACAUCAGCCCAUCCUCAGUCACAUGACCCCACUUUACAACGUGGGAUUUCCCAGAGACUGGAAUAAUGAAAGACAAUUCAGCGAAGCUCUCGGUCUGCAUAGAACUUGGAAUGUUACAAGGUAUUCCAAAACCAACGAGGGUGGCGGAGGAAAAGGGACGACCCAGGGCAACGUGAACAGCUCGAAGACCGGCAUAAAGGGCACAUCCAUGUCAGCCCAGGCCGUACGGUUCGCGGAUGAUUCGCUGGUUUCUGAGGACGAGGACGGGGAAGGAUUCUGGUUCCAUAACGUCAACUCGGGGCCCGAGCCAACACCGUACAGCGACUUAUACGAAAAUGUAGUCGACAGCCCCGGCCUUCGUCGCAAGCAUGUUGCUUUCGCAGCUCAUGGGGCUCGCAGCGAUACGUCGUCGCCAGCCAGAUUCUCGUCCGGACACUCUUUGAAGCGAAGGGCUAGUCAUGAUUUUUACAGUGCGUCUGGCGUUAAGAGACCGAGAUCGAAAGCAUAGGGAAUUCUCCAAGAUCGGCGAUGACAUCAUGAUAUAUAAGUAGGAAGAAGACAAGUUCCCUUUGCUGUUAUUUGUGUUAUUUUAAAGGGACUUCAGCUAUCGCCUGGAAAAGGGGUUGGUAUACAGUUGGCUAUAAUGUUGUAUAUCGGAAUAAUUGAUAUCUUCCAACGCCCAGGCGUAAAUGUAUUAUAUAUUGUCCAAUUUAUUAGUCGACGAUAGUUCUAUACGUGACC
Annulohypoxylon truncatum is the source of this 1510-nucleotide messenger RNA. RefSeq lists its product as uncharacterized. The transcript is spliced from 2 exons. Bases 6 to 1277 code for a protein of 423 amino acids. The record is from RefSeq and is a predicted model, not a curated record. Lineage: Eukaryota; Fungi; Ascomycota; Sordariomycetes; Xylariales; Hypoxylaceae.